CGCCGCCGCAGCAGGGGAACAUUGGAAGUAGAGCAGGAGCAGAAGCAGUAGCAGCUGCACGCGGCGCGCGCGCCACGGACUAUCGCGUCUCGUCUGGCCCACCCAAAAUUGACGGCACCCAGCAGCUCCCACCAUCAUCACCGGCUUCAUCAGCAGCCAUCGACACGGCCACCGCCCCAUGAAGCACUGGCUCGAAUCGCUGCUGCCGCCGCCGCCCCCGAGAUGCAUAUAAUCAAGCCAUCGUGGCUGAGCCACAGCGGCGAGCAAAAGGACUUUGAGGUGUACAGCUGCCACGUCUCCCCGGAUGGCAAGCGCCUGGCCACAGCCGGCGGCGACGGCCAUGUGCGCAUCUGGUCCACCGAGUCCAUCUACAACGCCAACGAUGCAUCCUACACCAAGCCCCGUCAGCUCUGCCACAUGAGCCAUCACCUCGGCACCAUCCACUCCGUGCGCUUCUCUCCCAAUGGCCGCUACCUCGCCAGCGGCGCCGACGACAAACUCAUCUGCGUCUACCAUCUCGACAAGUCGGCGCCUGCCACCACCGCCGCCUUUGGCACAAACGAGCCGCCCCCCGUCGAGAACUGGAAGACGUACAAGCGCCUGAUUGGCCACGAGAAUGAUGUUCAAGACCUCGCCUGGUCUCCCGACUCGUCGCUUCUCAUCUCCGUCGGCCUCGACUCCAAGGUAGUCGUCUGGUCCGGACACACCUUCGAGAAGCUCAAGUCGAUACCCGCGCACCAGAGCCACGUCAAGGGCAUCACCUUUGACCCGGCCAACAAGUUCUUUGCGACAGCAAGCGACGACCGCACCAUCAAGAUCUUUCGAUUCACCCCGCCCGCUCCCAAUGCGACGCAACACGACAUGGUUAACAACUUCGUCCUCGAGGCCACCAUCAGCUCGCCGUUCAAGAGCUCUCCUCUUACCACAUACUUUCGACGAUGCUCUUGGUCGCCCGACGGGAAUCACAUCGCUGCUGCGAAUGCGGUCAACGGGCCUGUCAGCUCGGUCGCAAUUAUCGAGCGCACGCGCUGGGACAGCGAGAUCAAUCUGAUCGGACAUGAGGCUCCCACCGAGGUCUGCAUGUUCUCCCCUCGUCUGUUCCAUACAGUCAAGCCGGAGCAGAACGGCGUAGCCAAUGGCCACGGCGGCCAGCUUGUUACGGUCAUCGCGUCUGCCGGCCAGGACAAGACGCUCAGUAUAUGGAACACCAACACGUCUCGUCCCGUGGUCAUCCUGCAGGACCUGACGGGGAAGUCGAUAGUCGAUAUUGCAUGGACACCCGAUGGUCAGUCCUUGUACGCCUGCAGCCUCGAUGGGGGGAUCGUGGCCGUCAAAUUUGACGAGGGCGAGCUCGGCUGGGUAGCUCAGACAGAGGAAAACGUGAAGGCACUGCAAAAGUAUGGCGCAUCGAGGAAAGGCAUGGGAAUUGCCGAGGAUGUGGAUGGUCUCAUGCUCGAGUCGCAUAGCAAGGCCGGAGAGUCAAGAGCCGUCGAGUCGAGGAUGGGCGCGUUGAUGGGAGACUUUCAAUCCGACACCAAGGAAUCGACUCCGGCGACGAAUGGUACCAAGUCGGGCACACCCUCAGCCAAGCCCGCACCGGCUGCCAACGGCGACGGCGACGCGCAAAAGCCGGCAGAGGAAGGCGCGGAUAAGACCGCAGAGCGCGUGAAGGAGCUCAAAUCGAGGGUGACGGUUGGCAAGGAUGGCAAGAAGAGGGUUGCCCCGCUGCUUGUCUCUUCCUCGGGAACGGGCGAGUCAUCAUUACCACAAACGCAGCUGGUAGGCUCAACGACUCACAAGGCGACACAAAACGACGCGCCGCAAACAGUACUCGACAUGACGAAGCCGUUCGAUGGACUGCCGACGGGCGGUAUUACAUCUAUGCUGCUUGGCAACAAGAGGAAAGUUGCCCUAGUAGACGGCGAGGAGGAGGAAGAAGUGAUAUCAAAGCGAGCGGCGACGGGACCGACGCCCAUCGUCACCGAUGGCCCGAACGGCGUCGAACCUGCGACGCUCACGUCUGUCCGAAGCGGAGUCGUCCCGACGCCAGAGUUUUUGCGACCGGCGGUUCUCAAUCCAGCUAUAUCCUUUGCCCAAGUCCGACUGGCUGUGCCCAAGAUCCGAUCUCAUAUUCUCCGACCUCUGGACCGCGGCAUCCUGCAACCCGACACCUCUCUGGACGAUGCAUCGAAGAGCCCUGAGAACAUCAUCAUGGAAGCGAAGAACGACCCCAGCCCCCGAGACCCAUCACACGUUCUCGUCACGAAACGGGGUGCGUUGGUGUGGCAGGAGUGGCUGCCGAGGGCCAUUAUCCUGGUCACGGCCAACAAGAACUUCUGGGCCGUGGCUUGCGAGGAUGGAUCGAUACACGUCUGGAGUCCUGCUGGACGACGACUGCUCAAUCCCAUAAUACUCGAGUCGCAGCCUGUGAUCUUUGAAUGCCGCAACCACUGGUUGCUCUGCAUUACCGCCGUCGGCCUGGCACACGUUUGGGAUCUCAAGACACAGUCGGCGCCUAGUCCACCAGUGUCUCUCGGCCCUAUCCUCGACAUCGCAUCGACGUCUCUAAACCAACACAGCGCUACGCAAGGCCCUGGCGUGACUUCGGCUCACCUCAACUCGACAGGUCAUAUUGUCGUUACGCUGAGCAACGGCGAUGGUUUCUACUACGCCAGAGAAAUGUAUACCUGGCAGCGUUUGAGUGAAGCCUGGUGGGCCGUAGGCUCGCAGUACUGGAACUCCAACGACUCGUCCAUUUCGGCACUCCAGUCGACUGCGGUCGGGCCUGCGGAGGGCAAGCUCAAAAGGGCAGACGGUGCAACUGUGUCGUCCGGCAUCAUUCCAUUCUUGGAGCGGCAUACGACCAAUGAGUUUCUGCUCAAGGGCCGGGCGUACGCCCUGCAGCGCAUCAUCAAGACCGUCAUCCAGCGGAAGGAAGCCGAGGAGCUUGAGAGCACAAUCAGCAUCGCGCAUCUGGAGAAUCGGGUCGCAGGUGCCCUACAGCUUGAGGCGAAGGAAGAGUUCCGGCUAUACCUCUUCAUGUACGCAAAGCGACUCGGAGCGGAAGGCACGCGCACCAAGGUGGAGGAGCUGCUCAACAGCUUGAUGGGAGGCAUCCUCCGCGAUAAGACAGAUGACAAGGAACUAGGGCGAGGCUGGUACAGCAAGGGCGGCGAAAUAUGCGGCUGGGACCGCAAAGAGUUGCUUAAGGGUGUGGUUCUGAUCCUUGGCAAAUUCCGAGAAUUGCAGCGAUUGACUUCGCAGUACGCGAGGGUCUUGGACCUUGACCUCGAGGACGGCACCGUCGAUGUCGACUCCAUGGACGUGGAAGCGUGAUGACGCGCUUCAAUCCAGCUCCACGGUCAGCCCGCUACAAAGCUGGGCUCCGACAAGGAAGCUAUGAAUGUACUGUAUCUUGUAGACGGGGAAAGGGGCUCGGGACUGCGCCUGAAGGCGGUCGUAUGGCGUUUGGGAGGUCAAUUGAGGCUCUGGCGCAGCGGCGACGGCGUUUCUGGACGGCGGGAGACCUUGGGAAACGGGACUGCGAAGUUUUAGGCGACGUACUGGCACUGUUUGUUACAUACUUAUUGAGGUUUAUGCCUUGCAGCAAAG
Messenger RNA from Purpureocillium takamizusanense, 3612 nucleotides. It is a transcript of the gene HIR1, whose product is annotated as HIR complex subunit. Gene Ontology annotation, molecular function: nucleosome binding; protein binding. Bases 223 to 3336 code for a protein of 1037 amino acids. The transcript is spliced from 2 exons. Gene Ontology annotation, cellular component: HIR complex; nucleus. The record is from RefSeq and is a predicted model, not a curated record. Lineage: Eukaryota; Fungi; Ascomycota; Sordariomycetes; Hypocreales; Ophiocordycipitaceae. Gene Ontology annotation, biological process: DNA-templated transcription; chromatin remodeling; regulation of DNA-templated transcription.